AUGAGAGACGGUGAUAUAGGUCUGAAUCAUUCCCCAGAGUAUCCAGGCGAUACUUGCUAUCUCCCGACAUCCCCCCUACUUACUCCAAAUAAAAAUACAAAUAGGAAGAUAGGUAUUAGUGCCUCGAGUGGGAAGCCGGGAUUCGUGAAUAGUCUCGGAGGAAAGAAUGAGAGUCCACCUAGUAGUCCCCUUUGCGAGGAGGUUUCUUGGGACUGGGGUUCGGAGGGGGAUGGGGAUGGGGAUGGGCAGAGUGCUGGUGGGAAGAAAGAAGAGAUGCGUGAUGAUGACCUUGGGGAUCUGGGGAUUCAAUGGGUGUCAGAUGCGAAAGCUGGAAAGAGAUGA
Messenger RNA from Hymenoscyphus albidus, 342 nucleotides. NCBI's taxonomy places the organism in Eukaryota, Fungi, Ascomycota, Leotiomycetes, Helotiales, Helotiaceae. The record is from the annotation of a GenBank genome assembly.